CGGUGGGUGGGACUUUCCCCAGCUGAGCGCCGGCCGAGUCGCACGGGUUUGAAGGGACCGGCGGCGGUUGGUUUCCCCGGCAGCCGGGGGGCCAUGGCGGGGGAGGCGGCCGGGGGGAAGGUGAAGGCUCUGGCCCUAGUGCUGGAAGAUGAGGCCCGGCGGGGCGGCUACUCGAGCGGGGACACGGUGUCGGGCCAGGUGCUGGUGGAGCUGGCGGGGCCGCUGCUUCUCCGGGCCCUGCGGCUGGAGGCCACGGGCCGGGCCUGGGCGGCCUGGAGCAAGGGGUCCGUCCGGGUCUCCUCUGCCUGGGCCCGCGGGGGCGCGGGGCGGGGCGUCCCGGGGACCCGGCGGGAGGCCGAAGUGCGGUACCUGGACAUCCGGCAGAGCCUCCUGCGGCAGCCCCCGGAAGGUGAAGAUGGCUUAUUCCUGUUAGAAGCUGGAAAACAUGAAUUCCCAUUCAGCUUUCAACUUCCACAGGAACCUUUGGUGACCUCUUUUAGUGGAAAGUAUGGCAGCAUUGAGUACUGUGUGAAAGCAAUUCUGGAAAGGCCUGUAGUACCUGAUCAAAGUGUAAAGAGAGAACUUCAGGUUAUCAGCCAUGUUGAUGUCAACUCCCCAGCUUUCUUGAUGCCUGUUUUGAGAAGCCAGGAGAAGAUGGUUGGCUGUUGGUUUUUCACCUCUGGUCCAGUCUCUCUGAGUACCAAAAUUGAGAGGAAGGGAUAUUGUAAUGAGGAAGCCAUACCAAUCUAUGCAGAAAUUGAGAAUUGUUCCUCUCGUUUGAUUGUUCCAAAAGCUGCCAUUUUCCAAACACAGACUUAUCUGGCCAGUGGGAAGACAAAGACUUUCCGUCAGAUGCUUGCCAAUGUACGAGGAAACCCUGUUGCUUCUGGGAGUACAGAUACCUGGAAUGGGAAAACUCUGAAAAUUCCACCUGUAACCCCUUCGAUUCUUAACUGUUGUAUCAUCAGAGUAGAGUAUUCUUUAGCUGUGUUUAUCCAUAUUCCUGGUGCUAACAAGUUGAUGAUUGAAUUGCCACUGGUAAUUGGCACAAUUCCAUGUACUGGGUUUUCAAGCAGGAACUCCAGUGCCGGCCAGUUCAGCGUGGACAUGAGUUGGUUGGCGCUGACCAUGCCAGAACACCCUGAAGCACCGCCAAAUUAUGCUGAUGUAGUAUCGCAGGAAGAGUUCUCUAGACAUGUUCCUGCUUAUUCACAACCAGUUGACUGUGAGGAACAAUUAUGUGGUCACAUGUUUGCCUAUAUACAGGAGUUCCGGUUUCAGCCUCCGCCUCUCUAUUCAGAGAUUGAUCCACAUCCUACUCAUAUAGAAGAGAGACAGUCUGUUUCAUUCAUGCUCUAAACAAUAUUUGAAAUAGCUGUAUUGUGAUGAAAUUGAAUCCCUUAUGCUUCAGCUGUUAGUAAAGCUAAAAGGAAACUGCUUUCCCAUUAAGAGCUUAAGUUCAGAAACAAAGUGCAAAGGCAAUUGGAGUUGGAAGUCUGAGCAUGCUUGGUGUUUAAAAGAAUCUCUUUUGGGUUAGCCUGCAUAGGAGAUGUGGAUGUCAAAUUACGUGACUGAGUGGGAGCAGCCAAGAUUCGAGGUGUGGGAAGUGUUCGAGAAUAUUCAUGAAGAAGAGAUACUACAUAAAGUUUUUUAAGGCUGUAUCAAAGAGGAAUGAAAAUGUACUUACACUUAAGGACUGCUUGGAAGAAUCUGAAUUAAAGUACAUUUGUAUCUCAAGAAUAAGAGGUACGAUAGAAUUUCCAAAAGAUUCUCUUGUGUUCCAGGGCUUCAUUUUGCACUGUCUGUAAUCAAGAGAAGGAACACUAACUAAAAUCUGGAGUUCCAGCUCUACCUCCAGCUACAAACAAUCUUCAUGGGAACAUAUUCUAACAUCAGACAAGUGGUACUAUUUCAUCAUUCAUGCUGAGUUUCAAAUUGUCAUGGAUAGCUAAUAUUUUGCCAUUACUGCAAUAUUAUGAAGGCAAGUCUUUAUUGUAUGAAAGCCAAACUACUUGGAUAACUAUGCACUGUCUUUUUUGUUUUGUUGUUUCUACCCCCACCCCCCACAAGAGAUCUCAAGGGAAUUAUUCUAGCCUCUUGUGUUCCUAUACACACACGCAAUUAGUAUCUUAAGCUUGUGGAUAGCAUGAUAAUGGGAGGCAAGGAACAGAGAAUGUCUUCUUGCCAAUAGCAGAUAUUUAUCAAAGUGGAUUUAUUCAAAAGCCUUUUAACCCUACCUCUGUUUUGGAUACCUAUUUAGGAUCAGACUGAGACCAAAAACAACAUCUAAGACUCGCAGUAAUCUGCAAUGUUCUAAAAGGGACCCUAAUUUCUGCAGUUAACAAAAAAAGAGGCAAGGGGUUUGGGGAGGAGUAUACAUUUAGUUUAGAUCUGAAGACAAAGCAGAAGGUAAAUGUAUUUUGACAGCAAUCAACCAGCAAGGGAACAAAAUCCUUCUGUAAAGGCACAUCUUUUUCAUUUGUUUUCUGUGGUUUUGUUCAAAGACCUACUCUGUCAUUGGAGGCUGCACUAUUCAUUGUUAUCCAUCCUCUAGUAUUUUUCCUGUCUUUAAUUUUGCUUUGGUGCAAUAUUUUACUAUUUUCUUCCUCAGGUCACUUAAAACAGUGAGAUUUUUUUCUUGCUGCUAAGGACGAAGGUACUGCCCUUACUGCCUUCGUCUAGAGUAGAAUGUUUUUGCGUCUUACUAAGCAUGAAUUUGUGUAUGUAAUCUGAUCGAUGACCACACUGUCAGCAGUUCACUGAGAAUACGAUUUUUCUAAUGUGCAAGUGUCCAGUUUACAAUAGUGUUAGAUACAUGGUUUUUAGAACUGCUAAAAUUACUUUUGUAUAUUUGACGAAAGGCUUUUGGGUAGAAAUGCUAGUACUCCAUAUGGUAGAACACUAUUUUUCGGUGAUUUAAAAGUAAGUGUCAUUGCAACUUCUAUCAAAAACUGCAGUUUUAAAGUGUUUAAAUGGUUUUAUAUCUUUAAAAAUCUUCACUUAAGUAACGGAUUUUUCUGCAGGCAUAUUUAUUUUCACUUUGUCUCCAUUCUUUUAGUAUGAAUUUUUUUCUUUAAUUUCUAGCUCUUCAGUUAACUAUUGACUCACCAUUGUGUAUAAUAGAUGUGGUGCUGAUGCAGAUAUAUGUAUUUUAAAACUGCAGUUUCUUUCAUUUUAAGUAUUAUCUUCUCUAACAAAUGCAGCUUUAACCAACAUUUGACUCCAUCUUUUAGAAGACACUUGGAGUUUUCUUAAAGUCCCAAGUUCAGUGUAGCGGUCAUGCGUGUUGGCGGAAUGCCCGUUUUAGUCAAUGCAGUAUUUUUAAUUUACAGCACUUUUAAAAGGGAACACACAAAUAUUGUCCUGCUAAAAUAUCAUUUGUCCUAACUAAACUGAUAGCCACACUGUUGCUGUUUAACUUUCAUGUCAGUCAUACUGAAUAUUAACCUAAGAAGAAUGAGGACUAUAAAACCUAAUGAUUGAUCUGUUACCUGGGUAGUAUGUUGGUACAAACAUGAUCAUGCAGGCACGAAUGUGUGUCAAUGAAAAGUAAAGAUGUGUCUCUAGUUUAAAAAAAAUCCUUGGUUGCUUCUUGUGUGCAGGAAAACUGUGGCCUUAAAUUGUGGCAAAAAAAAACAAAAAAAUUCUUAAAUGCACAAGAACCUUUAAGAAAAGGAUGUAAGUUUGAAGGCCCAAUUCUGCUCUGCAAUACCUAGUUUAGAGGGUGGAAUCAGGUCCUUAGUUCUGUACUUUGCACAAUAAUGAAUUCAGCAUGCACGUGGGUUGGUUUUGAUAACUGUGAAA
Molecule: messenger RNA, 3804 nt
Organism: Chelonoidis abingdonii (Abingdon island giant tortoise)
Lineage: Eukaryota; Metazoa; Chordata; Testudines; Testudinidae
Gene: ARRDC4
Product: arrestin domain containing 4
Biological process (GO): protein transport
Cellular component (GO): plasma membrane; cytoplasm
Molecular function (GO): ubiquitin-like ligase-substrate adaptor activity
Source: RefSeq, a predicted model, not a curated record